Messenger RNA from Pelecanus crispus (Dalmatian pelican), 1473 nucleotides. NCBI's taxonomy places the organism in Eukaryota, Metazoa, Chordata, Aves, Pelecaniformes, Pelecanidae. The record is from RefSeq and is a predicted model, not a curated record.
AUGAAUCUGCGUUCUGUAUUUACUGUAGAACAACAAAGGAUAUUACAGCGUUAUUAUGAAAAUGGAAUGACAAAUCAAAGUAAAAAUUGCUUUCAGCUCAUAUUACAGUGUGCACAAGAAACUAAACUGGACUUCAGUGUAGUCAGGACGUGGGUUGGCAAUAAACGAAGGAAGAUGAGCAGCAAGAGUGCUGUAGAAUCUGGAGGCACUCCCCCAGGGAUUGUCCCUACUACUCCUUCAGUACCUUCAGAAGCAGCAGUUAGAAAUGUGGUAAAUAUUGCUCGAUCCCAAAGCCAGCAGUCUUCUUGGACCUCUUCUAAUAACGAUGUAAUAGUUACUGGUAUAUACAGUCCUGCUAGUUCAUCCGGUAGGCAAGGAUCCACCAAACAGACGAACGCUUCAGUGACAGAAAUACAUAAAACCUCUAUUCCGCGACUACCAGGAAAAAGCGAUACAGAGUUUCAGCAGCAGCACAUCCCUAUCGGACGACAAGUACCACAUUGUAAAAAUGCUUCCCUAUUGGUAGGGGAAAAGACUAUUAUUUUAUCUAGGCAAACAAGCGUACUGAAUUCUGCGAACUCCAUAUAUAGUCACACGAAAAAAAGCUAUGGUGGUUCGUCAGUCCAGACCGCGGAGUUGGUGUUACCUCAGAAACCGAUGAUAUGCCACAGACCCUGUAAAGCUGAGCCCGUGGGAUGUCAGAGGUUACAAAAACCGGAACAUGCAGCUCUCGUAUCGCAUGUGCCCCCUGGACAAAGGGCUAAUACCAGGGACCCUUCUUGUAGCACGCAAAACCUGGAAAUCCGCGAGGUGUUUUCUCUGGCGGUUACAGAUCAACCACAAAGAAUUGUGGGAGGAAGCGCAGCGCAGAAGCAUUGCUCGGUGGAAGGCAGCUGUCUGUCCAUCGCGAUGGAAACUGGAGACGUGGUUGACGAAUACGCUAGAGAAGAAGAACUAGCAUCCAUGGGAGCACAAAUACAAAGCUAUUCAAGAUACUGUGAAAGCAGUAGUUCUGCUCGAGUAGAGAACCAAAGCGCAGCCUUGUCUGGGCCAGGAAGAAAUGUGAGCUGUAGUUCACAGAUGGUGAAUGCCAGGGACGUGCCUGACAGUAUUCUGUAUCAUAACAGAGACUACCACUUGCCUGCACGGACCUCAUUGCAUACAACAUCCAGUACAUUAUAUAACAGUGCUAAUCCAUCAAGAAGUACCUUUUCUCCUCAUUUUACAUCUUCAAGUCAACUGAGGCUGUCACAAAACCAAAAUAAUUACCAGAUUUCAGGAAGCCUUACUGUGCCUUGGAUUACAGGUUGUUCCAGAAAAAGAGCAUUACAGGACCGCACACAAUUUAGUGACCGAGACUUAGCUACCCUAAAGAAAUACUGGGACAAUGGCAUGACCAGCCUGGGCUCAGUCUGCAGAGAGAAAAUUGAAGCUGUGGCUGCAGAAUUAAAUGUUGACUGUGAAAUAGUGCGG